Sabethes cyaneus is the source of this 864-nucleotide messenger RNA. RefSeq lists its product as uncharacterized. The coding region runs from base 1 to 864 and encodes 287 amino acids. The record is from RefSeq and is a predicted model, not a curated record. NCBI's taxonomy places the organism in Eukaryota, Metazoa, Arthropoda, Insecta, Diptera, Culicidae. The transcript has a single exon.
AUGGAAAAUGUAUGCGAGCAGUGCGCUAAACCGGUUCAAGCCGAUGGGGAUCAUGUCAAGUGCAUGGGUUUCUGUGACCAACUCGUGCACGCCAAAUGCGCUAAAAUGAACGCGGCUUUCUUGAAAGUUCUACGUGAACGUAAAAACUUGCUUUGGAUGUGUGACGAGUGUGUCAAGCUUAUAAAAAUGACUCGCUUCAAAGGGGUAAUGUCAUCGGUGAGCUGCGCAGUCUCAUCGAUUGCUAGCAGCCAUGGCGAAGCUGUUGGCGAAUUGAAGCAAGCCAUAUUAGUCAACGGCCAACGCAUAGAACAGCUUUCGAAGAGUGUUUCUGAAGCCGCCACUACGCCCCUUACGUCAAGAUACGCGACUGCAGAACCGCCGAAAAAACGACGCCGCGAGGAGCGUAUAAUGGGCAGCAAACCACUUCUGGCCGGUACAAAAUCUUCCACCUCGCAAACCGUGUUAACCGUUUCCCCUCCGAAAAAAUUGUUUUGGCUUUACCUCUCCCGAAUACGCCCCACUGUGAAGCCCGAAGCAAUCCUUGAGCUUGUGCAAGAUUGUGUGCAGAGCAGUGGUGAUCCGAUUAAGGUGAUUCCACUGAUAAAAAAAGAUGCCGACCUGAACGCUAUGAACUACAUUUCGUUCAAAGUCGGUAUGGACGAAAAGUACCGCGACAUUGCGCUUGAUACGGGUACAUGGCCCCACGGCUUACUGUUCAGGGAAUUUGAAGGCACCAGCGUAAAAAACUACUGGGCACCAUCUAUACCUCGAGUAUCACCAUCCACUCCACGAAUAGAGAUAACCCCAGCGAGCAAUCCACCGUCAUCCAUCAUAGAUCCGGGACCGUUGGAAAUAGGUUCCUAG